Molecule: messenger RNA, 861 nt
Organism: Sparassis crispa
Lineage: Eukaryota; Fungi; Basidiomycota; Agaricomycetes; Polyporales; Sparassidaceae
Exons: 4
Coding region: 1-861 (286 amino acids)
Source: RefSeq, a predicted model, not a curated record
AUGCAUCUGCCCUUCGAUAUCUCUCACUUGCAUCAUACGGCGGAGCAGCACUACGUAGAAUUGAUGUUUCAGGCAUCUCAUCUGUACGCCAGUUGGGAGCCUCUUAACCCCGUCAGAUUGGGGGACUACGGGAAGCUGGAAAGAGAUCAUUCGUUUUCUCGGGAGGGGAAUAUAUUCGACGACGGUCUCGCUGAGGAACUUCGCAUUGAGGAACAAGUGAACGCCGAGGACAGCGUACGUUUCAUUCAGUCCGAAACAGCUGAGGAGAAAUCUUUGUCUGUCGAUGCAGGAGGUUCUUAUGGUCCCGUUCAAGCGGGUAUCAAGAAGUCCUUCAAAAUUUCAGAUCACCAUGGUGCUAUCCUCGCCAUGGUGAAACCACGUCAUCACAGCCUCUCCUUCCCAGGUCGACUCUCGUCUCUUCUAGCUCGUCACAGCUGGUGGAGCCAUCGCGUCAUUGUAACCGAGUUAUACACCUGCUACUCGUACGCCCGCCUUUACGCUCCCAGACAGGAACGUCUUGUGGAAGUCAGCCUCGAUGCCUCUACUCCUAUCAAUGCCAUGCACGGCAAGGGAGAUCUCCACUGGCAGACGACCGCGCAGAGCUGCGACUUCAAGCAUCGGGAUGUAGAGGAAGGCGAGGUGCAGUCGAUCUGUUACCCUUUGUUCAAGCUGGUGGGACGGCACCAUCAUUUGCACCAUGGUCCUUACACGGAAGUCAGGUAUGACAAGCACGAUGACCUUCCCUUUGACCACCGUGUCGCUGCAGUCACUCUGCCGGGAGUGCAGUCCACGUCAAUGGCUCGCUCAUCUUCCAUGUUGUCUCAUGUAUCUUCUGCUACAACGGCACACGUACACUGGUGA